Messenger RNA from Daktulosphaira vitifoliae (grape phylloxera), 2216 nucleotides. RefSeq names its product scavenger receptor class B member 1-like. The transcript has 11 exons. Gene Ontology annotation, molecular function: scavenger receptor activity. Gene Ontology annotation, cellular component: membrane; cytoplasm. The coding region runs from base 348 to 1994 and encodes 548 amino acids. The record is from RefSeq and is a predicted model, not a curated record. NCBI's taxonomy places the organism in Eukaryota, Metazoa, Arthropoda, Insecta, Hemiptera, Phylloxeridae.
UCCUCGUGUGUCAAAGCAUGUGCGUUGUGUUUGUGUAGUGUGCACUGUGCACUGUGCUGUGCGUAUCAUUAUUUGCUUCAAUAUAGUGUACAACGGCUGUGUACACGAUUUGUGCAACUGUGAAGUCUUAUAAUUUUUUAUUAAUUUAAAAAUCUGUACUACACAUACAUUAAAUAACUUUUAUAAAACAGUCACAGAAAAUAAAGUGACUACUGCGGUGUCUUCAUGGACGAUCCGAUGGAAUUGCGACUGUGAUAGGCUUAAAGCCAACUAUUUUAAAAUUAUCAAUUAAAGAGCAGACCGGUUUAAUUAUCUGUUAGAUACUUAGUUUUGUGUUAAACUUUACUAUGGAAGUCCCAGAUUCUAAGUAUUCGCCAGUGGACACACGCGGCGACGAACACACUGCCACAACUAAUACAAAUAAAACUAGUAACUCUGCUGAUGAAGCUGGGAAUAAAAUGAAGAAAUUUCUCACCACUGUGCCUACUACUAAAGUACCUAAGUCUAAAUCACCAACAAAUAAUUGUAACAUACCACUUAUCAUAGGAUUCUUAUUAAGUUUGAUUCUUACUAUUUAUAUGUGCUUCACUGAUCUAUUCAAUAGUGAAAUUUAUAAGAGACUGACUAUAGCAAAUGGUAGUUUACUUUAUGAAUCGUGGAAAGAACCACCAGUGAAACCUUUACUAUGUAUACACAUAUUUAAUUACACAAAUGUCAAUGAAUUUAUGAAUGGUGAAGAACCAAAACUUAAAGUUGAACAAUUGGGACCUUAUUGUUAUAGAGAAACUCUUUAUAGAGUUAACAUUACUGACCAUAAAAAUGGUACUCAAACUUUUAAUGAAAUGAAAGUUCAAGAAUUUGAUUAUUCUUCAUCUAAUGGGUCAGAUUCAGAUGUAAUAACAGUACCAGAUAUUCCUUAUAUUAGUGCAAUAGCUUUGACCAAAGAUGAAAACUUUUUCAUUCGAAGGACUAUGUCAUCUAUUUUAAAUCAAGUAUCUGAAAAUCCAUUUGUUACUGUGACAGUCUAUGAUUUCUGUUUUGGGUAUCAAGAUAAUGUAGUUAGAGCAUUAACUACCUUAUCUAAAUUAGCUAAUAAACCUCCACCUUUUGAAAAAUUUGGUUUAUUAACUAAGAGAGUGGGCGUAAAUCCAGAUCGAUUAACAGUUCAAAAUGGUCAUAAAGAUUUAAAUCAAAUGGGUCAAAUUGUUUUACUAAAUGGUAAAAGUAUGUUGCACCCAUGGAAAUCAGAUGAAUGUAAUGUAGUUGGUGGAAGUGAUGGCAUGUUGUUUCCUAGAGAUAAAGUGCAACAUGAACAGACUGUUCAUUUAUUUCACAAAGAUUCUUGCAGAAAAUUACCUCUUACUUUUCAUUCUAAGGAAAAAAUAAAAAGUGGAAUAAUUGGUCAUGUUUAUACUUUAUCACCUAAUGCUUUUAAUAAUUCUAUUCCUGAAAACACUUGCUACUGUACACGUACACCAUGUAUGCCUGAUGGGAUUUUUGACAUGGGUCCUUGCUCAACUAAUUCUCCUGUAGUUAUUUCAUUUGCUCAUUUUCUCCAUGGAGAUCCAACAUUAUUAGAUGCUGUAGAAGGUCUUGAUCCUGAUCCCAAAAAACAUGAAUUUUUGUGGUUAAUUGAUCCUAUUCUUGGAAUAACUAUGGAAACUCAGAUGAGAAUACAACUUAAUAUACAAGUUCGUAAUCCAAAUGGUUAUGGAUCUUUGUCUAAAAUACCUGACAAUACUAUAUUGCCAUUUACUUGGUUGGAAAUAAGAACUGGAGAAAUAUCAACUAAAUUAAAUUCGGCAUUGUUCCAUUUGAGUUUUACCAUUCAGUGGAUUCAAAUGUUCCUUAUGUGCUUAGGCUUAGUUGGGUUAUUAGGCACAUCAUUUUGUUUUAUGCGUAUUUUUUCCAGACGUUUCAAUCCAAAAAUGGUAAUAAUUACAAAUGAAAAUUUGCCUAUGAGUGCGCCAUGUGAAAAAAUUCCUAUUGUUUAAUAAUUGAUUUUAUUAAACUAGUUAUAAUUUACAUUUUAAGUGUGAAAAUGUAAUUUUUUUUUAACUUUGAAUAUUUAUUUUAUAUGUAAAUAAACAAAAAAUGUUCUGAUUAUCAUUUUAAAAGUGAUAACUUUGAUCAAUGCUAUUUCACUUAUGCCAUGCUAGUUAAUAUAAUUUUUUAACUUUUAAAUAAUACAUAAGCCAUUUAAUUAAAGUUCAUGU